CAAGUGAUAAUGAAUGCUAAUAUUAAUCAGUCUAGUAUUGACGAUGAUGAUGAUAUUGUUUUAGAAGAGUUUUUUGAAUUAGAAGAAGCUUUAGAUUUAUCAAAUUUAUCAUUUUUGUCAGAAGCAAGUAAGCAAACUGUAACAGAUAUAGAUGAUGACAUUUUAGAGGCAGGACCAAGCGACUAG
Molecule: messenger RNA, 186 nt
Organism: Scutellospora calospora
Lineage: Eukaryota; Fungi; Glomeromycota; Glomeromycetes; Diversisporales; Gigasporaceae
Source: the annotation of a GenBank genome assembly